This is a messenger RNA of Thalassophryne amazonica, 2141 nucleotides long. RefSeq lists its product as uncharacterized. The transcript has 6 exons. The coding region runs from base 173 to 775 and encodes 200 amino acids. The record is from RefSeq and is a predicted model, not a curated record. NCBI's taxonomy places the organism in Eukaryota, Metazoa, Chordata, Actinopteri, Batrachoidiformes, Batrachoididae.
GUUUGAGCUGCGAUUCAGAUCUCAUUUAAAUACUUGGUGGGUCGUAUUGAAACGCCCAGAUUAUGCGAAGCUCGACACGUGGUGUGACGUAACGAGGCCUCGCUCGCAGUGGUCACGUGAUGGGGGCGUGCUCGAAACGCUGCUCACUGACACUUCUGGUUCAAAAAGCUCGAUGCUGUGUCGAGCAGACUUACUUGACCUUAACGUCGCUAUCAAUAUGCACUUCACCAGGAUUAUCUGCAUUUUUACCACAUUGUCUCUGAGCAUUCUGCAGGGGGGGGUUCUGUGCCUCCCCACAGCAGAGUCCAUGCCACUUUUAACCUGCACAUCGGCUUUUGAUCCUGAUGGUGAUGCGAUGUUUCACCUGAACCACGCACCCAUCAGCCCCGUCUGUGACACGAGCUGGGAGGAUGAGAGCCGACUCGUCAUCGCUCGUGGUAACAAGUUCAAUGGAAGUUUGGUGAGGAACCUGACGGACCAAAGCAUCACACUGUGGCGCUGCAAUGACUACCUGCUCUACACAGUUGACUGUGCUCAUGGGAUAAAAGAAGUUAAAUGCACAGUGAACUGCACCGCUGAGCUGGAGCCGAGACGUCCUGCAUCAAACGAGUCUGAGCCUGAGAUCAACAGCUUCUGGCAGAAGUAUUGGAGGGUUUUGGUUGGUGUCAUGUUGGGUUUAGUGGUCGUUGUGCCUGUGAUCAUCUACUGUACCUGCACAAGGGUUAACAGACAUGAUUAUGGUGAAGUCUCUCCCUGCAUCAAAAGUAUGUCCUAGAUCGAAGACACCUUUUGGGAAGAGGUGGCCUGUUACCAUCCCAGUCAAACCGUGAAAGCCUUUCUGUUUAAAUACAUAUAUAUUAUAAAAUAAUAACAUAUUAUAAGUGUAUAUAUAUCACUAUCUGCACUGAAAAAAGGACUAAGUUAAUUUAACUUAUUAAGAUCAUUUCAAAGAACUUAAUUUAUUCAGCUGUUGCCAAUUGAAACAAUUCAGUUAAGUUGGUUCAAGUAUUUUUUUCAGUGUGGAUAAUAUAUUUAACAGUAAAAAUAAUAAUAAAACAUUUUUUUGCUAUACAGACAUGUUAGUGAUAAAUAGAUUAAAAAUAAAACAUUUAUCUUGAUGUUAUACCUUUAUCAUGUUGGUUGGUUAAGAAACGUAACACGGUGCGACAGCAAAAGGCAAGUUAAUGUAAAAAUGUAAAUGUUUUAGGUUCCAAGCACCAGUUUAUAUUUUGUGCAAAAGGAAACAUGCGCUUUGUGUUGCUGCUUGCUUCCCCAUAGUCCCUGCUUGGGGCACGCCGGGAGCCGUGGGGGUGCUUGGACUGCUUGCAAAUCCAGUUAAAUGUGUUAUUGUCCAAGGUGAAAGGUCGUUCCGCUGUCGAGGAACCCAAAGACGGCAGGUGUGGUCAGCCUGAAGAUCAUACGGUGCUUAAAUGACUGCAAAAUCACUUUUCUUGCAAAGUCGAGAGUGCAUCCCGACAUGAUAAACCUUAAGGCAAAAUGAUAAUAAAAUUGGUCUCUGACUUGCUUCUGACAGCCAGCUGACGGCUCUCACUGCCUGGAACGGUGAGAUUUAUACAGCAAGCUGACCUGAAAUGCGCUUUUGCACAUUAUAUUGACUUUACUGACGUGUUCCUUUGAAAAGUGACCAAAUUACAUGGAUUUGUACCGGGUUCAGUGACGUUUUCACAGACUAAAAACAGCCACCAGAGGGUGCUGGAGUAAUGCCUGACCUCUAGAAUGUCAUUGGUUGACAUGGAGGCAGUGUUCAUUUACCCAGCAUUCAUCACAACAUAAGGAUAAACAGCAGCACAGAAACAACAUAAUGAAAAACAGGUUAAUAUCCUCCACUGUAGCUCCAGCAAGUGUUCAACCUUUGACAUUUCCUGUUUCACUGUUGACUCAAAAUUUGGCACUUCCUGUUUGGGUCUCCCUGUGCCAUGAGCGAGCUUGCGCGCUCGUGUGGCGCUUCGCUCGCAUAAAAAUAGAACAGAAAAAAAUCUUUGUGACUGAAUUAAAGAGGCGUUUUUAUCCUGAAUCAUGAGGGAAUAUCUAACUUGGAUCAUAGCUCAUAGCUGGAGCUAAUAAGCUUUGAAAGAUGUGAUGACGACAAUAAUAAAACCAUUUCUGAUAUGUUCCAGUUU